GCUCCGGUUCACUACGGGAUCUCGAGAAAAAAUCUCUUAUGCAAGAAGGAUGAAAGACGUUUUGGCCCCUAGUAAAGAUAACAGGUCACGCAAGACCACUGUUAAAAUAAACUCUACUAGGCUCUAUAAGACUAUCCGAAGCGGAAAUAUUUCCGAAAUCGUUGCACAACACUUAAAAAAAUGAAACAUGGUAAAAUGGGAAACAACUUGACAACACUGUGGCAUCCAGAAUAAAAAUGGCGGUUUUGACAACUAUGACGGUUUAUUGUUGUCAUUUUUACUUAACCUUUAACCUCUAUUUUAUUUGUGUUUUGGGUGGCUGGCUGAGCAGGGAAAGUUGUGGGCGUAAAGGUGCUGCCGAUUAUUUGAUUUUGUGAUGUCUGGAAAUUUUUGGCAAAGCUCUCAUCAUCAACAAUGGUUAUUAGAUAAACAAGAUUUGAUUAGAGAAAGGCAACAUGAUUUAUCCAUUCUUGCUGAAGAUGAAUAUCAAAAAAUAUUCAUCUUUUUUGCUAGUGUGAUACAAACCCUUGGUGAGCAGCUUAAACUCAGACAACAAGUAAUAGCCACUGCAACAGUGUAUUUUAAAAGAUUCUAUGCAAGAAAUUCUUUGAAAACUAUAGAUCCUUUAUUAUUAGCACCUACAUGCAUCUUCUUAGCUUCAAAAGUUGAAGAAUUUGGUGUUAUUUCUAAUUCUAGACUGAUCACAACGUGCCAGAAUGUCAUAAAAAAUAAGUUUAGCUAUGCAUAUACGCAGGAGUUUCCGUAUAGGACGAACCAUAUACUUGAAUGUGAAUUUUACCUACUAGAAAACUUAGACUGCUGCUUAAUAGUGUAUCAACCUUAUAGACCUCUGCUACAAUUAGUACAGGAUUUGGGUCAUGAGGAACAGCUGUUGACAUUAGCAUGGAGAAUUGUGAAUGAUUCCUUGAGGACAGAUGUUUGUUUACUGUAUCCACCUUAUCAGAUAGCCAUAGGAUGUUUACAGAUAGCUUGUGUAAUUUUACAGAAAGACCAUAAAAGUUGGUUUGCCGAGUUGAAUGUAGAUAUCGAGAAGAUACAAGAAAUUGCAAGGUACAUAAUAAAUCUGUUUGAAUUGUGGAAAACAUACGAUGAAAAAAAGGAGAUUCAAGGUCUCCUAGCUAAAAUGCCAAAACCCAAAGCUGCCCCCCAAAGAUAGAACAAGACUGAUUGUUACAUGAAAUUAUUAUAUAGGUGAAUAUGCGGUAUUUGGGUUUCCAGUGUCAACUUAGAAAAUUAUCUUAUUUUUGUCAACAGACUAUAUGAUUUGUGAUACAUGUUUGACAGGGUGGGAUAAUAUUUUGAUUUCGAUAGCUUUUAUAGAUAGGUACCAGGGGAAAAUGUGUGGCCAGAGGGGUGACAUUCAAACUACUAACGUGGUAUUAAAGACAUUUAGCUAAAUAAUUUCAAUAGUUCUUUAUUAAAAAUAACAAGUCUUCAGCUCUUCGUCUUGAAAUAAGGGAAUCGAAGUCCCUCAGGAUCAUAGUUGUUUUGAAGCUAGACUUUUUUUUUUGAUAGCGGGUCGCAGUCCUUGCUUUCAUUAUUUAUAAUAUUUGUUAUUCUAAAGGAACGACAAAAAGUAGAAAGUAAAAAAAACAAUUGACGCGGAAAGCUACCAGAGAAGUGAUGCCAUGGUAGUGAUAGAAAUGUACAUGUCCUUGAAAUAAAGCGCCAUCUAUUGCCAGCAUCAACCGCUCAAGAGAGCGCAUAGAGCAGCUGUUGGUCAGAACUGUACUGUCAGUCCAGAUUUAAUAAACCACUUUCAAAAGGGUAUCUGACGAAACUGACGCAUCCCUGGUAUUUGGAGGCCAAAUCGCUCUAGCAUCAACCUAUCAUUUCUUGAUUUGCUACGCAUUGAUCAAGAUCAAAACUUUUCUGAAACCACUAAAAACGUGUUUUUUUAUUUUAUUUCCACAAGUUGUCGGUUUGUGCAAGACUUUUUUGGUGGAUAAAUCCCAAAUUCCGUAUAUUCACCCAUAUAGGGUGUUCCAAAAAUGGGAGAUUUCUUAUUAAAAAAUAUAAAAAAAAGGUUCUAUAAAGAUUGUUCCGGAAAUGCAGACUUUUCAAGAUACAGGGUGAUAACAAAAUAUUAAUAUAUUAAAUAAAAUAUUUACCCGAUUAUGGCAUUUGGCAUUAUUAUUUGUUGUAUUAAGAGGCUAAUUUAGCCCUAAAUAGAUUUAAAUUAUUAGAUCCAGUGGCGUCCCGGAGGGCACCCUAGCGAAUAUUAUUGGCAAAAAUGUACGUCACUGACUUUUUUGCAACUAUAAUAUUUGUUGUUUGAUUAAGCAUCUACAACUUCUUUGCCUUUUGUAUUUUUUUCGUAUCUCACUUCGUUUUCGAAAAAAAACUAUUUUACUGCAUGUCAAUGAACAAAUUUGGUUUGUUAAUUUUUGCCUUGGAAAAGAUCAUUUUUGCAUGGAGGUUUGACAUUUGCGCUUCAGUUCUUUUAGAAAAUAAUUAUUCACGUAAUAUUGUCGCCACCAAGAACAAUUUUCAUUAGAUGUGUAGAUGGGUGUUGUUGGUGACAAUUUAAUUGGUCGUUUCUUAUACUAUUCGUCAUUUGUUUGUCUGGGCGGUCCGUAGGAUCUUUGCCCAUUAGUCACUGUCUAAUGUACGUUAGUCGAAUCUGUCAGUACUGGUUGCCCAGAAACCAGACAAUGUGAAGCAAAAAGAGAAAGGGAAAGAGAAGAAACAUGAAGAAGAGCAAAGAAAAACAGUUUUUGUUUAAGACACCUAGGCUUUUUGACUUGGUACACGAAUUAAUUUUGAGGUGAACUAAACAAAUUUUGUUUCGGUUUUGUUAGAGUGUAGUUUUAAGUUUACUAAAAGUUCGCGCUAAUUUUUUAUUACAGUGCGAGCCGUGGCCUUGAAUGUUUACGAACUUGCUCCACUGUGUAGUCCACUGAGUCGCGCAGCAGAGGGCUGCUGUGCGAUUCCGCUUGACUAUAACGUCGCUGCGCCUGAAGUUUGACAUAAUCCCUCAAGUAAGGACUGUCAAGGUCUCUCUGUAGUGUAUCGUUUGAGAUAUUGCAUAUUGCAAAUUGUUCGCAAAGUUCUACUUUGCAGAACUUGAAGACUUUGCAUAUGCGUCUUGGCAAGAAAACACCAAGCCGCACAUGCAGUAAUGGUGUAAUCAUUUUAUAUAGGCGAACUUUGUUUAUCAAACUCAAUUUGGAGGAUCUACAUAACAAAGGAUAUAGUUGCCGAAACGCAAUUUGGAUUUUUGUUUUCAAGGCUGCUGUAUGUUUCUGCCAGGUCAUGCCUUUAUCAAGGGUGACACCGAGGUACUUGGCAGAAUUUGUCCAUGGUAAAUAAAAUAGCCUGCGUUUUCGAGUGAUUAAUUUUAAUCAGCCACCGUUCCGCCCACUCUAGUACUUCUUCCACCGCACUCUGCAACCCAUCGUGAACCAGAUCACCAGUACGUGACUGGGCAACAAGUGCAGUGUCGUCAGCAUCGAGAUAGACUUUACAGUUGCUAGGGCAAGGGACAUCAUGGAUAAAAAGCGAAUAAAUGAUUGGUCCUAGGACUGAACUCUGAGGAACACCAGCCCGUACUGGCCGUGUUGUUGACAGAACAUUGUUAAUUUUGAUCCGAAACUUCCUUCCUUCAAGAAAGGGUUUCCGUAAUUUUAGAAGCCAAAAAGGAAAACCCUGUUGGAUUAGUUUAUAAAGGAGGCACGCUUGCCUCACAUUGUCAAAGGCUUUUGAGCUCCUUCCCCAUUAUCAGUGGUACUGCUUCCUCUUUAAGCUCACAAAUGGAACAAUGUUGUCAAAACCCUUCUUACAGGGCCUUUUUGUGGUCCUUUCUUUCCACCCUUAGGCUUAAACGGUGAAUGUUAAGAGUUUAUUCAACAAGAAUUGGCCGUACUGAUAGAAAAAGUUCCUCUAAAUGUACGUAGCCAAAUAACUUUUAUGAACGAUGGAGCUCCUCCUAAUUUUAGUACACCUGACAGAACUCAUCUGAACAACACCUUUGGUGAAAAUUGGGUUGGAAGAGGUGGACCAAUUCACUGAUCACCUCGCUCCCUGACUCAAAUCCAAUUGAUUUUUAUUUAUGGGGACACCUUAAGACGAUGGUUUACGCUACUCACAUAAAAGCGAUAGAAGAAUUAAGAAAUAAAAUCGUAAAUGCGUGCGAAAAAAUAAGAAAAAGACCUCGAAUUUUAGCUAGAGUUCGUCGUUCAAUGAUUCAUCGACUGAGGAGGUCUUGGAAAUGGAUGGUGGAUAUUUCCAAAAUUUAUGUCAUGGUAUCUAUUGGAAAAGUUGCAAUAACACUCUUUCCCAGACAUUUUUUUGAUUUUUUGUUUUCCAAUGCACUUAUGAUUUUUUUAGCAAAAAAUAGUAAACUAAUUUUGACCAGUGGCAUGCAAGAAAGCGGUUUUUAUUUUUUUAGUGAGAUUUUGAAAAAAUACAAGAGUCAAAGAAGUUGUAUUUUUAGAUGCUUGAUGAAACAACAAAUAUUAAAGCUACAAAAAAGGCAGUGGCGUACAUUUUUCUUGCCAAUAUUAUUCGCUAAGGUGCCCCCGGGACGCCGCUGGACCUAACAACUUUAAUCUGUUUAGGACUCAAUUAGCUUCUUAAUACAACAAGUAAUAUCGCCAAAUUCCGACAGAAUCAAGAAAAUAUUUUUUAAGAUAUCAAUACAUUUUUUUUUAAAUUUAUCACCCGGCAUCUUGAAAACUCUUCAUAUCCGUACCCAUGUUUAAAGAAACUUUUUUCAUAUUUUUUAACAAGGAAUCACCCUCUUAAAUACCCCCGUCUAUUUUUCGAACACCCUGUAUAUUAUAUUUGAAGUGCAUAUUAUAGUAUCAUUUCAUUUUAUUUCUCGUCAUUUUGUAGUUGAAAAACAUCUUCAAUAGUCAAUAAAUUAUAUAAUGAUUUUUUGUGUUUUACCAGUGUUAUCUGACAGUUCCUAGAUUAUUUAUACUUUGUAUAGGGAAUGUGAAUUAAUAAAUCAAACUUGACGAUUUG
Acanthoscelides obtectus is the source of this 4989-nucleotide messenger RNA. The record is from the annotation of a GenBank genome assembly. Lineage: Eukaryota; Metazoa; Arthropoda; Insecta; Coleoptera; Chrysomelidae.